GCCGGGUCCUCCUAAAACCAACUACAGUUGUUUCUCUCUCCCUCUUCCUUUCUGAGUGACAGUGAGCUUUUCGUUUCGCCUGGAGCGACGUCACACGGAGGUGGAAGACGACUCGUGCAUUUUUCUUCCCUUUAUCAUCCAAAGAAAACACUGGGACAGACCGUGGCAGACAGACGUCUGUACCUGCAGCCGGUGCGCACCGAAAACCACUUCAUCAGUGUGUCAGUUCAGAGCGUGUAGAGAGCGAGCAACAUCCAGGAGCGCCCUACACCAGCAUGUCUAUCUAGUAUUGUAUGAAAAACAGCAGUGGUCUUCUUCUUCUUCGCCUUUACUAUCAUUUCAUUGUUUAUAGAAAAGGAGAGACUCCGACUGUCGUCACAACCAGAGCUGUUCCGUGCGCUGUUUCUCACUCAGAGAGGACUUUACUACUUUGAGUCACUUCUCUCUCUUCCUCAAAAGCAUGUAAUGUGGAGCGACAGACAGACCAGAGCGACAAUGAAGAGGUUAACCACACCUUUGAACGCGGACAUCUCGUUAGUAGCCUCUUGACCAACUUUGUUGCGCAUUAAGAUGCUCCCAGCAGAAGAGGAGUUGGAUGAUGAGCCCUUUGCUCUUGUUGACGCAUCGUUUCCUAUAAGAUUUUGCUGAGUCGUAGCGUCACAAAACGAGGACCUCAUAUGUAUUUUCAAGAAAUAAUCCAACUAGUUUGGCUGAGUUCGUCAGUACUUUAAAAUUUACAGAGGAAACUCCUUGAGGACUUUCAGCGGCUCAACAUGACGGUUCGUCUGUCACGGAUCCAGCUGGCCCUGUUCUUUAUCUUGCUCUGUCCGGUCAAUAUCAUCGGACUCUGGUGGGCGGUGGGCAGUCCGCUGGUCAUGGAUCCCAACAGCAUAUGCAGGAAGGCAAAGCGUCUUGCAGGAAAGCAAGCUGAGCUGUGCCAGACUCAGCCGGAGAUUAUCAGUGAGGUGGCCAAAGGUGCCAGGCUGGGCGUCAGGGAGUGCCAGUACCAGUUUAGAUACCGCCGGUGGAACUGCACCAGCCACAGCAAGUACUUUGGCAAAAUACUGCAGCAAGAUAUUCGGGAGACAGCGUUUGUUUAUGCCAUCACAGCAGCCGGGGUGACCCACGCUGUGACCCAGGCCUGCAGUAUGGGAGACCUCCUGCAGUGUGGCUGUGAGGCCACCAGGAACAGAGCACCUCCAAGGCCGCCUUCAUCCUCCUCCUCUGGGGAUGGAGUCAAGUGGGAGUGGGGGGGCUGCGGAGAUGAUGUGGAGUUUGGUUAUGAAAAGUCAAAACAGUUUAUGGAUGCCAAGAGGAGAAGAGGCAAGAGCGAUAUCAGGACACUCAUUGACCUGCACAACAAUGAGGCUGGGCGGCUGGCUGUGAAACUCUACAUGCGGACAGAGUGCAAAUGCCACGGACUGUCGGGCUCGUGCACCUUGCGCACAUGCUGGAAGAAGAUGCCUCAUUUUCGUGAGGUGGGCGACCGCCUGCUGGAGCGUUUCAAUGGUGCUUCUAAGGUGAUGGGCAGCAAUGAUGGCAAGACCCUGAUCCCUGUUGGCCAGAACAUAAAGCCGCCAGAUAAGCAGGAUCUGAUCUACUCAGACGAGUCGCCUGAUUUCUGCCUCGCAAAUCGGAAAACAGGUUCACUAGGCACACGGGGCCGCAUGUGCAACAGCACGGCCAUGGACAUCAGCGGCUGUGAUCUGCUGUGCUGUGAGCGUGGCUACCGGGAGGAAACAGUGGUGUUUGAGGAGAACUGUUUGUGUCGUUUCCACUGGUGUUGUGUGGUCCAGUGCAAGAAGUGCAUGGUCCGAAAAGAGCUUAGUCUCUGUCACUGAUGAACUGAGGCUGAGAGCAGUCAGUAUGACACGGACAUUAUAACAUUGGACAUGGUUAUAAUGACUUCUAUUAUUUGUUGAGGAAUUUGACUUAGAUUGGCCUGUUUGAAAGAUGGAAAGUGUUUGGACCUUCAUGGUGAUUCCUAUUUUUGCAUCAUUUGCAGUCAGAUAAUGCCCCCAAAAUUGAAUUUCACAUUGUGUUUGACUUCCAGAAGGUUCGAAAGGUAUAGAAAGUAAAUACAGCCACACAGAACUAAAAGGAAAGUUGGACUUUCUUUUCUGAGCUACCUAUUUUUGUUUUGUUUUUUUUGUUUAUUUAAAAUAGACCAAACUGUGAAAAUGUGUUUUCCAUCUAAUUGAAAAAAGGACGACCUAGACAUGACCAACUAACACAGUUUGUUAGUGUCUGUUCCUUCCACUGCCAGAUCAAUAGAGCCUAGUGUAGAUCUGAAAACAUAGUUUUAUGCAUCAGCAUGUAUUGAUACACCUUGAUUUAAAUAUGCAAUUUCCUAAAUUGUAUAAACUUCCCACACUGAAGACUAUUCACAAACUCUCCAGUAUUAAAGGUUCUGCUUUCUAUCUGCAGUACACUCCAGUAUUGCAGAAAGAUUAUGAAUCAUAAAAUUUUGAUUUGAUUUGUUACUUUAAUCCUGUUUUGACAGCUGUGUUCAUAAAAUAACAAAAGUAAGAAUUUCCUAAGAGCAGUAAUUUACAUUUAAUGCUUGAUCACCAAGAAUCAGAGCACCUUUACGUCAUACCCUGUAGACCGUCAAUACUACAUAAACAGUCGCUCGGUUAAAGUAAGCGUAGCAGACCUGUAGCCGAAGCUUGUCCUGACUUUCAGGUGCACCAAAUACAUACAGAUGCUGGGUUUGACUUUUUUUUCUGUUACUGUGUCAAAAUGUCCAAAAAAGGUAAAUGAGUUUUUAUCAUAUUUGAAGAAUGCUGUCGUCGCCACGUUUUGCAGAUGUGGACAUGGCCUGCCACUAUGAACUGUUAUUUAUAUAGAGCUAUCAUGACAUGACUACUCGCCUCCAUCUCUCUCAGAAGCACUUUGGAUAGGACUGCUGCCAUGGACUUCUUCAGUAGUAAGGCAGUAAAACCUGUUUGGGUCGGCUGUUUCAUAUAAACCAAAAGAGAACCUUUUAUUUACAUGACAUUGUUGGGUAUCAAGUAAAUGUAUAUGAUGUAUUUUGUUUAUCUGUUAUGAUAUACAGGGCUAAUGUUAUAAUGCACUUUGGAUGUUAGCUUUCAUUUGAUACUCUAUGUGCAUAUGUGUGUGUCCGUGUGCGAGAGAGACAGCAUGUGUGUGAUUGUGCAGGUCGGUCACUUAUCACCAUAUCCUUCAGUGGAUUUUUGCAGUAUAUAUCUUUAGAUUGCAGACUGAUUUUAAACUGCAUUAUUUUGAUUAAUAAAAACACACAAUUCUUUGACUCUCUGUCUCUGUGUGAGGCAGACAAGAUCUUUUUUUAGUUGUUCAAUUUCAGAGGAAGUAUAUUUCCCAUAAACCUAUCACGUCAUCUCAUUUACACUUAAGUUGUGUACAGUAAGUUUACUAAAUUAUAAGACUACAUUACUUCGGCUUGUUCCGUUAAGGCUGUUUAUGUCUGAGUGUGUGUUCAGAUAGAAUCUCAUUGUGAUCUUCCAAAUCUGGCUGAUGUUCCAUGUUAGCUUUUUGUCAGGGCCAAAAUUAAAUGACCACCUUUAUCAGUGGCCAUCAUUCUGCUACUAUUCCAUUUUAUUAUUCAGCUGCCAGUGUU
Messenger RNA from Monopterus albus (swamp eel), 3601 nucleotides. It is a transcript of the gene wnt6b, whose product is annotated as wingless-type MMTV integration site family, member 6b. Lineage: Eukaryota; Metazoa; Chordata; Actinopteri; Synbranchiformes; Synbranchidae. Bases 774 to 1841 code for a protein of 355 amino acids. The record is from RefSeq and is a predicted model, not a curated record. Gene Ontology annotation, biological process: cell fate commitment; neuron differentiation; canonical Wnt signaling pathway. Gene Ontology annotation, cellular component: extracellular region. The transcript is spliced from 4 exons. Gene Ontology annotation, molecular function: cytokine activity; frizzled binding.